Thermothelomyces thermophilus ATCC 42464 is the source of this 1602-nucleotide messenger RNA. RefSeq lists its product as uncharacterized. The transcript is spliced from 2 exons. Gene Ontology annotation, molecular function: phosphotransferase activity, for other substituted phosphate groups. Lineage: Eukaryota; Fungi; Ascomycota; Sordariomycetes; Sordariales; Chaetomiaceae. Bases 127 to 1419 code for a protein of 430 amino acids. Gene Ontology annotation, biological process: phospholipid biosynthetic process. Gene Ontology annotation, cellular component: membrane. The record is from RefSeq and is a predicted model, not a curated record.
UCUAACAACAGCUUUCAGCCAGGCACGCUAGAUCGCAGGGAAAAAAAAAAAAAAAAGAGAGAAAAAAACACCCUAGCUCGGGAAGAAGAAGAUACUGGGAAGGCAGCUAGACCACCCGCGGCCAAGAUGGUUUACGUACGGCAGGAGUACUUGCCCAACCUGCGGCAAUACAAGUAUUCCGGCGUCGACCACUCGCUGCUGUCGCGCUACGUGCUGAAGCCCUUCUAUACCAAUGUCGUCAUCAAGUGCUUCCCCAUGAGCAUGGCGCCGAACCUCAUCACCCUGACGGGGUUCAUGUUCGUUGUCACCAACUUCCUGACCCUGCUCUGGUACAACCCGACUCUGGACCAGGACUGCCCGCCCUGGGUCUACUACAGCUGGGCUGCCGGCCUGUUCCUGUACCAGACCUUUGACGCCGUGGACGGGACGCAAGCUCGGCGCACCCACCAGUCCGGCCCGCUCGGCGAGCUCUUCGACCACGGCGUCGACGCCCUCAACACCGCGCUCGAGGUCAUCAUCUUCGCCGCCGCUACCAACAUGGGCCAGAGCUGGAAGACGGUCGCGACCCUCUUCGCCAGCCUGCUCACCUUCUACGUCCAGACCUGGGACGAGUACCACACCAAGACGCUCACCCUGGGCAUCAUCAACGGCCCCGUCGAGGGCAUCCUGACCGUGGUCGUCGUCUACGCCCUGACCGGCUACCUGGGCGGCGCCUCCUUCUGGAACCGGGGCAUGCUCGCGACCAUCGGCGUCCCCGAGACGGUCGGCGGCCUGACGAUCCCCCCGGCCGUCUACAGGCUCUCCUUUACCGAGUGGUACAUGGUCCAGGGCGCCGUCGUGCUCGUCUACAACACGGUCGAGUCGGCCCGCAACGUGAUCCGCGCCCGGCGCGCCCGCGGCGACCGCUCGCGGCACGCGCUCGUCGGGCUGGCCCCCUUCGGCCUCACCUGGGCCCUCAUCGCCGCCUACCUGUACCUGCAGCCGACCAUCCUGCACGGCCACCUCGUCCCCUUCGCCGUCUUCGCCGGCAUCGUCAACGCCUACUCGGUCGGCCAGAUGAUCACGGCGCACCUGGUCAAGCUGCCCUUCCCGUACUGCAACGUCCUGGUCUUCCCGCUGGCCCUGGGCGUCCUCGACUCCCUCGGCCCCGUCCUGCUGCGCCACAGCCCCGUCCCGGGCCUCGGCUGGCCCUCGGCCCUCGGCGACGGCGUCUACCAGGUCGCCUUCAUGUUCUGCAUGCUGGGCAUGGCCGUCGGCGUGUACGGCAGCUUCGUCGUCGACGUCAUCGUCACCAUCUGCGACUACCUCGACAUCUGGUGCCUGACCAUCAAGCAUCCCUGGGUAGAGGGCCGCGACGGGGACGCGUCGAAGCAGCUGAACGGCGAGGCAGUGGCCGCGGCCGAGAAAAAGAGGCAAUAAAUAAACUACGUACAAAAGGAAAAAAAGGAAUUUUCCCCUGUCCCAGAUUUGGCGAAGGGAUAUAUAUAUGCCAGCCAACCAACCAAGGCACCUGCAGCAUGGGAGGAAAGUAGAAACACGAGCUCUUGGUGUAAUUAAUGAUGCUGCUGCUCACGAGGGGCCUUGGCCGGGAACUGGCUGCAG